CUUGGCUCCUCAAAGAAAGACGACGCCUUUGCGCUGGAAGCUGCGCGUGCACUCUUCCACUUCGACUCCGACUCCGACUCCGACUCCGUCGUCUUCGCCGCUCCCCUCGAUCCUCGCGACGAGAAUGGUCAAAUCUCCUCGGACUACCGCAUGACCGCUAUUCUGUCGCUUCCGCCCCUUUGUUUGCUUACUUCUAUGACCCUGCUUCUUGAAUCUGUGGGCCUUGGAGACUGACGAAGACCCGGGAAGAGGGAUGGAGGAGGAGACGGUGGAUCAUCGGGCGCUGCUCUCGCUGGGGCACGGAUUCGACCUAACCUGCGACUUCAGGCUCCGCUUCUCCAAGGAGCUCCCUGGCGGUGGCCGCAUCGUGCAGCUCGAUGACGGCCGCACGCGGGACGUAGUGUUCCCCGGGGGGCAGGUAGUCCGCGGCGUCUCCGAGGACAUCGGGUUGGACAAGGGCGAUAGGAUUCGGUUCCGCUCUGAUGUGUUCGAGUUCAACCAGAUGUCUGAAUUACUCAAUCAGAAAUCUUCAGUCCAAGGAAAAGUGCCUUCAGGUUAUUUCAAUGCACUUUUUGAUCUAACCGGGUCAUGGCUGGAAGAUUCUAAGGAGACAAAGUAUCUUGCCUUUGAUGGAUACUUCAUUUCCUUGUAUAAUUUACACCUAAAAGCCUCUCAUUUGGUUCUUCAUGAUGAGGUUAAGAAGGCAGUUCCCUCAAAGUGGGAUCCUGUGGCCCUCAGUUGGUUCAUCAAGACGUUUGGAACACAUAUAAUCGUAGAGGUAGCUAUAGGAGGUCAAGAUAUAGUUUGUGUUAGGCAAAGUCCUUCUUCAACAAUCUCACCUACCGAAUUAAAGAUACAUCUUGAGGAUCUUGGAGAUUUUUUAUUUUCUGACGGUAGUUUUUCUCCUUUACAUCAGAAAACCAAAGAAGGCAAGAACAAGGUGCCUGAGGUCUUCACAAAAAUUUUGCAACCUAACACCUUGAGACUGGCUGUCCGUUCAGAAGCUUCAACCAAGGAAGGGCUCACGGUCAUAUGCUCAAAAAGAGGAGGUGAUGUAUAUGCUUCAAGUCAUUCCAAUUGGCUACAAACGAUACAAAAUAAUCCUGAUGCAAUUCUCUUCAAGUUUGUUCCCAUCACAUCUCUUCUAACUGGCAUCCAGGGAAGCGGAUAUCUUAGCCAUGCUAUAAAUUUAUAUCUUCGUUACAAACCGGAUCCUGAAGAGUUACAGUACUUCUUGGAAUUUCAAGUCCCUAAUCAAUGGGCACCAAUGUUCAGUGAACUAGCUCUUGGACCUCAAAGAAGAAAAGCCUCCUAUUCGCAGCUGCAGUUUAGAUUUUUCGGUCCAAAACUUCAUGUUAAUACUGACCAGGUUUUAAGUAAUCAAAAGCCAGUGAUUGGUAUGCGGUUAUACUUGGAGGGUCCCAACUGUAAUCGAUUAGCCAUACAUUUGCAGCACCUUUCCAGUAUCCCUGGCAUUCUCAGAAACUCUGAUUCAUCCUGGAAGUCCGAGUGGCAAGGAUCGGAAGACUCAGAGUCGGGAUAUUUCGAAUCUGUCCAAUGGAAGAGCUACUCAUCUAUUUGCACGUCAGCUGUGAAGCACAAUCCUGCUUGGCUCCAGAGAGUGCCCAAUGGUGUGUUUGUCAUAACCGGCGCACAACUUGUCACAAAAGGAAAUUGGUCGAAGAAAGUGCUUCAUCUUCGCCUCCAAUACAUGCACAUUCCAAAUUGCACAGUUCAAAAGACUGAGUGGGCUCGUGCUCCAGCAACUUCUCAGAAGGGGAGCUUCUUGACAAACCUGAGCACCACACUUAGCGCACCAUUCACAACAAGGGAUGCACAUCCUCCUCCAAAAAACGAACCAGCACAGCUGAACUCAGCCGUGUAUCCCGAUGGCCCACCUGUGCCAGUCCAGUCAAGAAAGCUCUUAAAGUUUGUGGAUAUGACUGAGGUGGUACGUGGUCCUCACAAUGUACCUGGCCAUUGGCUUGCAACAGCAGCCAAGCUUGCCAGAGAAGGCGGAAAGAUCGCAUUGCAUGUAAAGUUUGCCUUGUUGAAUUACUCAUCUGAACCGGAGACCAUAACUGAAGUUCAUACACAAGUUCUCACCCGUCCUGUAGAUUGAAGAGAUCUGAUUGCGGAAUAAGGGGGGAAAAAUUUGUUGGUAUUCAAACUGUACAGAUAGUGGUAAUAAUUCACAUGGAAUGCUUACAAGCUGUGCCAUGUUCAGUUACUCUGUUGGUGGACCAUAACAGUUGCUGAGCUGAAACCAAAUGCCUCGAUUUGACUUUGGAUUUCCCAGUCAUAACUAAGGUUGUUAAAGAUGAAGAAAAGGACGUCUCUGACAUAUUCAAAUCAGUUGUUUUCUGCAAGUCAAAGUUGGCGUAAUUAAAGCUUUGGGAGUCGACGUCAGACAUGCCACAGAUUAAAGCAAAAUCUAAGGCGGCUUUGGGGUUUUGACUUGGCGGCCAAUUCUUCAAACUCUGACUUAAUCUUGAUUGUCUCCCAGUAGGACAUCUCUGACCACAGGUAGAACCGUAGAACAAAUCCAUCAGUUGUGUUCUACAGCUGCCUUAUGCAACUUCUCUCGACGUAUGUGAACUGUUUUCCUUCGUGCUGAAUUGGUCCAUGGAGAUGCAUACAUUCCUUUAGAUUUACAAGGUAAGCAUCCAUGAUCGGACACAAGGUAAUAAACUUAAAUCAUUCAGGAUCUGCAAGCUGUGGAUAUUGAUUUGUUGCUAUGAUAUCAUAGAAAUGCUUCCUUCAUCCAUUCAUCUUCUUCAUCCACCAAAAAACAUGUGAGAUUUUCACAUGUUCGUGCUCGCUUAUCCUCAAUUGUAAACAUAAUUACAUAUAAAGAAUAAGCUUAGAGAUUUGCAUGAGUCUAAGUUGGCAUGGACACCAAAUGUCCAAUAACAAACUAUUAUGUCCUUGAUUGUGUUGCGAAUAAUUUUAUUAGCUUGGUUGUGUUUCCUAUUA
Messenger RNA from Zingiber officinale, 2976 nucleotides. RefSeq names its product MACPF domain-containing protein At4g24290-like. Gene Ontology annotation, biological process: plant-type hypersensitive response; regulation of salicylic acid mediated signaling pathway. The record is from RefSeq and is a predicted model, not a curated record. Bases 254 to 2122 code for a protein of 622 amino acids. NCBI's taxonomy places the organism in Eukaryota, Viridiplantae, Streptophyta, Magnoliopsida, Zingiberales, Zingiberaceae. Gene Ontology annotation, cellular component: plasma membrane. The transcript is spliced from 7 exons.